AUGGGGGAGAAGCCACGUGUCGUCUUCCCACGGCGCCGGCGGCACAAAGCGGCGACGGAGGGUGGGGGGAAGCGGCUGGCGCUGCCCCUGAGCGGCGGGGACAGCCCCCAGCCCCGCAGCGAGGAGACGGAGGGCGAUAAAUCCCGUCCCGUCAUCGGGCACCUGGGUUUGAAGACGGCCAUGCAGCCGGAGCUCCGGCAAAGACCAACGGCGGACGGGGAAAGGUCGGGGCGCGCCAAGGCUGUGCCGCGCGGCCGCCGCACCGGAAGAGGGGUAGCCGAACCGGAGAACGGCUCGGCGGCAGCCGGCGAGCGCGGGCCCCCCCCCUUCCCGCCGGCCAGGGGAUGCCGGGAGUGUUGGGGGGUUCGUACGGGGGGGUCCGGCCUCGUCGCCGCCGCCGUCCGGGCCUGGGCCCGGGGACGGGCUGGGGCCGCGGGGGUCUCGUCCGGGCCCACCGGGCCCCCCGCGACCCCCGAGCCCCGCAGGGAGAAGCUGCUGCUGCCAGCGCUGCCGCGGUCCCCGGUCCUGCGGGCCUGCAGCGUCCCCGUCCCCCCCCACCGCUCCCCCGUGCAGGCCUGGGUGGAGUCGCUGCAGCAUCACGAUGACGAACGCCGGGGCCUGACCGAUCUUCACCCCGACGUCUUCGCCGUCAGGCCCAGGCUCGACAUCCUGCACAUGGUGGCCAUGUGGCAGAAAAAUUUCAAGAGGAUCAGCUACGCCAAGGUGAAGACGCGGGCGGAGGUGCGGGGGGGCGGCAGAAAGCCGUGGCGGCAGAAAGGAUCGGGUCGAGCCCGGCACGGCAGCAUCCGCUCGCCCCUGUGGCGCGGGGGGGGCAUCGCCCACGGGCCGCGGGGUCCCACCAGCUACUACUACAUGCUGCCCAUGAAGGUGCGGGUGCUGGGGCUGAAGGUGGCACUGACGGUGAAGCUGAUGCAGGAUGACCUUCACAUCGUCGACAGCCUGGAGAUACCCACCGCCGAUCCCCAGUAUCUGGUGGACCUGGCACGGUACCGGCACUGGGGCCACUCCGUCCUCAUCGUCGACGUCAACAAGAUGCCGGAGAACAUCGAAACUGCGGCAGCCGGUUUGAAAACCAUCAACCUGAUCCCAGCGUUAGGUCUCAACGUGCACAGCAUGCUGAAGCACGAGACGCUGGUGCUCACGCUGGACACCGUCACCUUCCUGGAGAAGAAGCUGCUGUGGCACGACACCCGUUACUCGGCGCUCUACCCCUUCUCCAUGCCCUACAGCGACUUCCCCUAGCCCCCCCUCCCCGGGCAGGGUGAGACCACCCCCCCAGGCAGGAUCUAGCCCCCCCCCAGGC
This is a messenger RNA of Aquila chrysaetos chrysaetos, 1324 nucleotides long. It is a transcript of the gene MRPL4, whose product is annotated as mitochondrial ribosomal protein L4. The transcript is spliced from 11 exons. Gene Ontology annotation, molecular function: structural constituent of ribosome. Bases 1 to 1263 code for a protein of 420 amino acids. Gene Ontology annotation, cellular component: ribosome. NCBI's taxonomy places the organism in Eukaryota, Metazoa, Chordata, Aves, Accipitriformes, Accipitridae. The record is from RefSeq and is a predicted model, not a curated record. Gene Ontology annotation, biological process: translation.